Lodderomyces beijingensis is the source of this 1686-nucleotide messenger RNA. Lineage: Eukaryota; Fungi; Ascomycota; Pichiomycetes; Serinales; Debaryomycetaceae. The record is from the annotation of a GenBank genome assembly.
AUGCCAGCUAGCGACGAUGAAAAAAUCCAACUUACAAACCUAUCAGCGGUGAUAACCGGGGAUGGAGUAAAGACAAACCGGGAUUCACCCGAGCAGCACUCGAAAGUUUUUGGUGGUGGUGCAACUGCCUACGAUGAUGACGGCGAUGAAGAGAAAAACGACUUUUUGAAUCACAGGGACAGUUAUGUCGACAAUACCACUUCCAGUGAUGAGUUCGAUAUGGUUGAACUUGAGGCUAACGAUGACAUUCUCCAUGAAAAGAUGAAGUUGCUCAAUAACGCAAUUGACGAAAUUGGCUUCACUCCCUACCACCUCAAGUUGUUCUUUUUGAACGGUAUGGGCUACUGGACAGACACGCAGUUGACGUAUUUGGAAAGUACCGUGCGUACGUUCAUCAACUACCAGUUUGGCUACAAGUUCCCCGUUAGUGCCGAGUGCUACGCCGGAGGCAUGAUCUUGGGGGCGCUCGUGUGGGGGUUUGGUGCCGACUUGAUUGGCCGUAGGUUGGCCUUCAAUUUGUCGUUGUUGCUCAGUGCCAUCUUCACCAUAAUGACCGGUAUGAUGGGCAACAUGGCCAGCUACUGCUUGUUUGUGCUCUUGUCUGCAUUCGCCGCUGGUGGUAACUUGGUUUUGGAUACGUGUGUGUUUUUGGAGUAUCUUCCACACAAGGACCAAUGGCUCUUGACAUUUUUUGCCUUGUUUUGGGGCGUGGGCCAGACGGUUACCGUGGCGUUGGGAUAUGCGUUUUUGCCCAAUAAUAGCUGCGACAGCUAUGACAACUGUCCGCUGGAGUCGAACCACGGCUGGAGAUAUGUGUGGUACACUAAUGGAUGCAUCGUGCUUGCGAUGGCCGUGUUGAGAGUCACCGUGAUCCGCUUGAAAGAAACGCCAAAGUUUCUCGUUGUCAAUAACAGAGACGCUGAAGCGGUGCAGGUUUUGCAGGACUUGGCGAGAAAAUACAACAGGAAAUGCUCGCUUACUUUGGAACAGUUGGAGGCAUGCGGCGAGAUCACCUCGAAUGAAGAUUUUAGGAAAAACUUUGACCUUCGUGGGUUCCUCCGGUUGACGUUUAACCAUUUGAAGAUGUUGUUUGCCACCAGCAAGGCCAUCAGAUCGACCGUAUUGUUGUUUAUUUCAUGGGCGUUUUUGGGCAUCUCUUACCCCUUGUACAGCUCGUUCUUGCCCCAGUAUCUCGCUACUAGAGGAGCCAACAUCAGUGCCGACACCAUUGGCGGCGUGUACCGAGACAACUUGAUUGCCAAUGUCUGUUCGAUCGGAGGCCCCAUUAUCGCCGGCUUGUUGUUGCUUUUCGUGCCCAGGCUCGGCCGUCGUGGUGUGCUUUGCAUUGGCGGUAUAUCGACGAUGGCGUUGCUUUUCGGGUAUACCGCCGUGCGUACUCGUGCGCAGAACGUGGCGUUGACCUCGAGUGUCUACUGUGCCCUUUACAUCUACUAUGGGAUCAUCUACGCUUACACGCCCGAAGUGAUGCCGCUGGCUGCGAGAGCCACUGGCAAUUGCUUGUGUUUGUUCUGCACCAGGAUCUGUACUGCCAUGGUGCCCAUCAUUGCGUACUACUCCAACACAGCCAGUGCUGUGCCCAUUUGGAUCUGUGGUGCGUUUGUCGGUGUCAUUGGCAUCAUUGCAUUGUUCUUGCCUUUUGAGCCUUCAAAGCAAAGAGUGGUUUGA